AUUUGCAGCAUCACACCGAAGAUGAAGAUCAAAGCCCUCAGCCGGUCGACAUCGUCGGCACAAGCACCCGGAUCGAAUGUCGCAAAGAUCACUCGCAACCUGGACCCUAACCAGCAUCCUUUCGAACGAGCUCGCGAGUACACGAGAGCACUCAAUGCGACCAAGAUCGAGCGCAUGUUCGCGCAACCCUUCCUUGGGGACUUCGAGCCUGGUCACGUAGACGGUGUCUAUUAUUUUGCCAAGGACCCCAAUUCUCUCGAGCACUUCGCCAGUGGCAGUGGAGAUGGCGUCGUAAAAGUAUGGGAUUUCACGAGCAGGGAAGAGAAGUGGCAGGCACAGGCGCACGAGAAUAUGGUUAAGGGCAUGUGUUGGACGCGCGACAAGCGUUUGAUUACUUGUGGUGCGGACAAGCAGAUACAGAUGUUCGAGCCAUAUGCCCAGCCUUCCAAGUCGCCGCCGAAAGCAACAUGGCACGGAAAUGCCGCCUUCACAUCUGUCUCGCACCACCGAUCGAUACCCUCUUUUGCCGCCGCCUCGAACGUCGUCUCCAUAUAUGAUACUGCUCGCACAUCAGGUGCGCCAGUACAGAACCUCGUCUGGCCCUCAGCUAUCGAUACGAUCAACCAUGUCACUUUCAACCAGGUCGAGACAUCGAUUCUGGCGUCGUGCGCAACUGAUCGCGCCAUCGUCCUGUACGACAUGCGCACAAGCUCUCCUCUCCACCGAACAGUCCUCAAUUUCGCCUCAAACUGCAUCUCUUGGAACCCUAUGGAGGCGUACAACUUCGCCGUUGCGAACGAGGACCACAACUGCUACAUUUUCGACAUGCGAAAUAUGAAACGCGCCUUGCAAGUUCUCAAGGGUCACGUUGCUGCCGUCAUGAGCGUCGAGUUCAGCCCAACAGGAGAAGAACUAGUCUCUGGCUCCUACGACCGAUCGAUCCGCUUGUGGGAGCGACAGAAGGGACACUCCCGCGAUAUGUACUACACCAAGCGCAUGCAGCGCGUCUUCUCCGUCGCCUGGUCGCCAGACAACAACUACGUUCUUAGUGGUUCAGAUGACGGCAAUGUGCGCCUAUGGCGAGCGAAGGCCUCUGCCAGGCAGGGUGUCAAGUCCUUCGCAUUGCAGCAGAAGCUGCAAUACGACGAGGCGCUUAAGGAGCGAUACAAGCACAUGCCUGAGAUCAAACGCAUCAACCGUCACAGACACGUCCCAAAGGCAGUCAAGAAGGCUGGUGAGAUCAAGUCUGAUGAGCUCAAGGCCAUCAAGAGGAAGGAGGAGAAUGAGAGGAGACACACCAAGAAGGGCAAGGUUAGGCGGAAGGCCGAGCGUGAGAAGAUGGUAUUAGCGAAGGAGCAGUAGACGAUUGUGUGUUGUCACGAGCAUAGCGAUGGCGUUAUUGGGUCAAUAUCUGUUGCAUUUGCAAGUAUGAAGUG
Messenger RNA from Macroventuria anomochaeta, 1436 nucleotides. RefSeq names its product WD40 repeat-like protein. Gene Ontology annotation, cellular component: nucleolus; small-subunit processome. The transcript is spliced from 2 exons. Gene Ontology annotation, biological process: maturation of SSU-rRNA from tricistronic rRNA transcript (SSU-rRNA, 5.8S rRNA, LSU-rRNA). Bases 22 to 1362 code for a protein of 446 amino acids. The record is from RefSeq and is a predicted model, not a curated record. Gene Ontology annotation, molecular function: protein binding. Lineage: Eukaryota; Fungi; Ascomycota; Dothideomycetes; Pleosporales; Didymellaceae.